Messenger RNA from Lodderomyces margitis, 753 nucleotides. Its product is annotated as SDR family NAD(P)-dependent oxidoreductase. The coding region runs from base 1 to 753 and encodes 250 amino acids. Lineage: Eukaryota; Fungi; Ascomycota; Pichiomycetes; Serinales; Debaryomycetaceae. The record is from RefSeq and is a predicted model, not a curated record. Gene Ontology annotation, molecular function: oxidoreductase activity. The transcript has a single exon.
AUGAUUCAAUUGAAAGGUAAAAAUGCAUUGAUCACGGGUGGAAGUGCUGGUUUAGGUGCAGCAAUUGCCCACCAAUUAGCCGCAGAAGGAGUCAAUAUAGCCAUCAAUUACGCCAACAACAAACACCGUGCCAACACAUUAGCAGCCGAGUUGCAAGACAAGUAUGGAGUUAAAACUAUUGUUUUACAAGCUGAUGUUUUCCAAAUGAAAGAAUUGAGUCAAUUGGUUGAAUCGACAGUUGAGCAAUUGGGCGGCAUAGAUAUUUUAAUCUCAAAUGCUGGAUGGACCAAGUUUAUUGAGUAUGAUGAUUUAGACGGAAUGGAUGAGGAAGCAUGGGAUGGUACAUUUAAUGCUAAUGUUAAAGCCCAUUUUUUCCUUUUCAAGGCAGCUAAACCAUACUUCGAUGCUAAUGAAGAUGGUGGUGUAUUUAUCGCUAGUGCAUCAGUUGCUGGGCGUAUAUCGUAUGGAUCAUCAAUCCCUUAUGCAGUAAGUAAAGCUGGGUUAAUACAUUUAAUUAAAUUUUUAGCCAAGACCCAAGGACCCAAGGUGAGAUUGCAUGCAGUUUGUCCUGGAUUACUUUUAACUGAAUGGGGCAAGAAAUUUCCACAAGACAAGAUUGACAUUUCUAAACUGAGAUCGCCUAUCGGACAAGUUACUGAUGUUGAUGAAUGUGCUGCUCAAUACGUGUUGUUGAGUAAGUUGGCUACAUCUACUGGUACCAUUGUUGGAAUGGAUGCUGGCAUUUCAUUGUGA